This is a messenger RNA of Onychomys torridus (southern grasshopper mouse), 270 nucleotides long. Its product is annotated as keratin-associated protein 6-2-like. Lineage: Eukaryota; Metazoa; Chordata; Mammalia; Rodentia; Cricetidae. The record is from RefSeq and is a predicted model, not a curated record. The coding region runs from base 1 to 270 and encodes 89 amino acids. The transcript is spliced from 2 exons. Gene Ontology annotation, biological process: hair follicle development.
AUGUGUUGUAACUACUACGGCAGCUCCUGUGGCUCAGGCUCUGGCUAUGGCUGUGGAUACGGCUCUGGCUAUGGCUGUGGAUAUGGCUCUGGCUAUGGCUGUGGAUACGGCUCUGGCUAUGGCUGUGGAUAUGGCUCUGGCUAUGGCUGUGGAUACGGCUCUGGCUAUGGCUGUGGAUACGGCUCUGGCUAUGGCUGUGGAUAUGGCUCUGGGUCUGGCUGUUGUGGCUCUGGACCAUCUUGCUACAGAAGAUGCUAUUCUUGCUGCUAG